GUUAGCUAACAACCGAGUUAGCGGCUUCUUCAGAGCUAACGGUUAACGGUUAAAUGUUGUAUUUAGCAGUUGUCUUCAACUGAAGUGAACCAAACGAAGAAACAGGACAGUUGGUGGCCCUUUCUGAUCUGGAGGCAUAGACAUAGAUCUGGAGGUAACCAUUCAGAAAUGUGGAGAAGUACAUUUGCACGUUUCGCCCUGCCCGCCCUGCAGAGGAGGACCUCUGCCAUGGCCUGCCAGGCUCUGAGGGCUUGUCCUCGUCCAGGGCAGGCUGCAGGUCCGCUACCCUCUUGUCUGACUUCGGUUCAGCUUCGUGGUCAGCAGACACUGGGGUCUGCCUCCCUCCCUGUGGCCCGCCAGUCAGUGAGGCACGUCCGGGCUCUGGAUGAGGAGAGGCUGAUGGAGGUGGAGUGGGAGGAUGGAGGCCACAGUCUGUAUCCAUUCACCUGGCUCAGAGACAACUGCCAGUGUCCGCUGUGUACCCUGCAGUCAGCUCAGGCCCGGAAACUGUUGAUGUCUGAUCUCGAUAUCCACACAGGGGUCGACGUUGUGGAGGUCACCAAUGACAACAAGGUGUCCAUCGUGUGGCCCGACCAGCACACCAGCGUGUUUGAUGCAGAGUGGCUGAAGAAACGCUGUUUCUCUCCUGCUGCCAGGCAAGCAAUGCAAGAAGAGCUUUUUCUCAAUGAGCGUUAUUACUGGGACUCCAAACUGCGCAUUCCCACCGCUGACUACCAGGAAGUCCUCCACGAUGAUAAGGCAGCACUGGCCUGGCUCUUGGCCCUGCGUCGUGUUGGCAUCGUCUACCUGAGGGGGGCCCCGGCAGAGCAGGGCCAAGUGGCCAGACUCGCUGAGAGGAUCGGCUAUCUCAGGCUGACAUUCUACGGGCACACGUGGCAGGUCCAGGACAAAUACAUGGCAAACAAUGUGGCCUACACUUCAGGAAGGCUUAGUCACCACACAGACUACCCUGCACUUCACUUUGCACCUGGAGUGCAGUUUCUGCACUGCAUCAACCAGGCAGUGGAAGGAGGGGAGAGCGAGGUGGUGGACGGCUUCCACAUGGCCGAGCAGCUGCAGAGAGAAGACCCAGAGGCCUUCAGGACACUCACCUCGCUCCAUGUGGACUUCACCGACACGGGGACGGACUACUGCGAUUUCAUGCUGCAGUCCAAGAAAUGCAUCAUAGACGUUGAUGCCGAGGGGCGACUUGCGAGGAUAAACUACAACAAUGCCACGAGAGAUUCGGUGCUGGACCUCCCCUUACACCAGGUUCAGCCCUUCUACAGAGCGCUGAAGGCCUUCGUGAACAUCAUGAACCGACCAGAGAACGUGGUCACCUACAGAAUGGAGCCAGGUGACUUGGUGACCUUUGAUAACUGGCGUCUGCUUCACGGACGCCGGAGCUACAUUAGCAGACCAGACAGGCUGCGACACCUGGAGGGCGCGUACCUGGACUGGGACGAAGUCAUGUCUCGCCUCCGGAUACUCCGCAGCUGCGUCCAUGAGAACGUGUGAAGAAAAAAAAAAGGUUACAGCCUUUGCAGAGAAUCUAAAUAAUGUCAGGCGGC
This is a messenger RNA of Seriola dumerili (greater amberjack), 1571 nucleotides long. It is a transcript of the gene bbox1, whose product is annotated as gamma-butyrobetaine hydroxylase 1. The record is from RefSeq and is a predicted model, not a curated record. NCBI's taxonomy places the organism in Eukaryota, Metazoa, Chordata, Actinopteri, Carangiformes, Carangidae. Gene Ontology annotation, cellular component: mitochondrion. Gene Ontology annotation, biological process: carnitine biosynthetic process. Bases 169 to 1518 code for a protein of 449 amino acids. The transcript has 8 exons. Gene Ontology annotation, molecular function: iron ion binding; gamma-butyrobetaine dioxygenase activity.